Messenger RNA from Lucilia cuprina (Australian sheep blowfly), 7094 nucleotides. RefSeq lists its product as uncharacterized. Bases 581 to 6847 code for a protein of 2088 amino acids. NCBI's taxonomy places the organism in Eukaryota, Metazoa, Arthropoda, Insecta, Diptera, Calliphoridae. The transcript has a single exon. The record is from RefSeq and is a predicted model, not a curated record.
CACAAAACCAAACAACUACAACAACAAAAACAAAAACAUCAACAUUUUGUUUUGACACUGUCCUUAGGUGUUUGUUUUAUAUCAACAUCGAAUUUAUUUAUGUAUUUCAACCCAUUCUGCCCAAUAUCAAAAGGCGUGCGAGCUUAAACCUACAAAACUUCAAUAGAAACUCAAAAAAAAAUAUUAAGAUUUACUAAUUAAAUGCGUGCGUGUGUGAGAGAGACUCUGGUUUGAUUAUUAAAGAUACACUUGAGUUUGUUAGUAUUGGUUUCGCAAGGUGUGUAUAAAACGGAAAUGAAACGCAAUCAAGAGAUGAGUAAACUUUCUUAAAACAUUCAGUUGCUGAGAAGACGUUAAACUGAACAGAACUAACGAGCGGUAGAAAGAAACGAAUUUUAAGAAACAAAGAAACGCGUCGCGUGAGUUUCUUUGUAAGAAAACAAACAAAAAAAUAAAAAAAGUUAAGCCUUUAAAAUCAAUAGAAAUAAAUUAAUUAGAAUUAAUACAACAGCGUUAAUGUGUUAAACUAAUUUCAAUAAAACGAAACAUAUAAAUAAAAUAAAAAAGAAGAAAAAAAAUUAUGUCAACUGUGACACAAUGGCUCUACAUUUUGGCAUUGCUAAUUGUGAGCUCGUGCCGUUUUGUGGAAUCAAAAGUAUUCGAACGUUGCGAAUUGGCAAAAGUGUUGAGGCAACGGCAUCGUCUUGAUCUAACGGAAGUGGCACAAUGGGUGUGUAUAGCUCAACAUUCGAGUGGUUUUAAUACAGCAGCUCAGGCCUCCAGUCCCUCGGGUGGUUCUCAUGGCCUUUUCCAAAUCAGUGAUGUCUAUUGGUGUUCUCCGCCAGGCAAAGGAGCUGGUUGUAAUCUACCUUGCCAUAAAUUAAGAGAUGAUAAUUUAAGUGAUGAUCUUACAUGUAUCAAACGCAUUUAUGAAGAACAUCAACGCAUAUCGGGUGAUGGCUUUACAGCCUGGAUUGCUUAUCAGCAGUAUUGUAAAAAUAAUGCUGCAUCAUAUAUACAAGAUUGUUUCCCCGGAGAACGUACUCAAACGACAUAUCUCACUUCAGCUAAAGGUUACAACUCCUAUAAUUCGAAAUUUUCGGGCAAUGCCAUACAGGAUUAUUCGGCUAAGAAGACUGGUAAAGUUUAUGGACGAUGUGAAUUGGCACAGGAACUAUAUCAAAAACAUAAAAUGCCUAUGGAACAAAUACCCACUUGGGUUUGUAUAGCUGAGCAUGAAUCUCGUUUUAAUACAGCGGCCGUAGGACGUUUAAAUGCUGAUGGUUCUGCCGAUCAUGGUCUUUUCCAGAUCAGUGAUCUUUACUGGUGUUCCAAUGAUCGUGGUGGCAAGGGUUGCGGUUUAUCUUGUAGUAAACUUUUGGAUAACGAUAUAACUGAUGAUGUACGUUGCAUUAAAACAAUACACAAUGAACAUACAGCUAUAUCGGGAGAUGGCUUCAAUGCCUGGGCUGUUUACAGGCCCUAUUGCCAGAAUCAACGUGUCGAGCAAAUAGCCAAGUGCUUUAAAAAUCCACCACAAAUAACGCAUCAUAGAGUACAAACCACAACAGCAGUGGGUUUAGCCACUAAUCAUGUGCAGAGCACUACUAAAUAUACAUUCAAUAAUAAUAAUCCUUUCCUGAAAAAUGUCAUUCAACAAAAACCAUCCAAAACACAUUACGCUACAUCAACAUACAACGAUAUAUACAAAGCUCCACCUCAAUCGUCUUCAUCAGCGCACAGGGGCGUUUCUCAUAAGGGUAAAAUUUAUACACGUUGCUCAUUAGCACAAGAACUCUUUUCUAAACACAACUUUCCACUGCAGGAUAUAGCUACGUGGGUGUGCAUCGCCGAACACGAAUCUCAAUUUAAUACUGCUGCCAUAGGACGCUUAAACACAGAUGGCAGUGCUGAUCAUGGACUUUUCCAGAUAAGUGAUAAAUAUUGGUGUGAGCACAGUGCUUAUGGAGGCAAAGCUUGUAAUUUAGCUUGUGAUAAAUUACUGGACGAUGAUCUAAGGGAUGAUGUGGCGUGUAUAAAAACCAUACAUGAGGAACAUACUAGAAUAUCAGGGGAUGGUUUCAAUGCUUGGACGGUGUAUAAGCCUCACUGUUUAAAUCAAAAUGUCGAACACAUUAAAACAUGUUUUGAUGCCAAAACUUUGGCCGAAGCUGAAGUCAUGGCAUCCGCUCCAAGUUAUAAUGCACCGGUAUCCAAAGGUAAAGGUAAAAUUUAUUCUAAAUGUGAGUUGGCUCAGGAAUUAUAUCAAAAACAUCAAAUGCCCAUAGAACAAAUACCCAAAUGGGUUUGUAUCGCUCAGCAUGAAUCGUCAUAUAACACAGCGGCUGUUGGUCGUCUCAACACAGAUGGUUCUGCCGAUCAUGGUCUCUUUCAAAUAAGUGAUCUUUAUUGGUGUUCACACGAACAAUAUGGUGGUAAAGCUUGUAAUAUACCCUGUAAUAAACUCUUAGAUUCUGAUAUUACAGAUGAUGUUAGAUGUAUUAAGAUAAUACAUGAGGAACAUACAAAAAUUUCGGGUGAUGGUUUUAACGCCUGGACGGUAUAUCAACCACACUGUCGUAAUAUAGGUAUGGAUCAUAUAAAACAAUGUUUUACGGAACAGGAACUGAAAAAGGUUUCCAGUAAAGUGCCUUCAUAUAAUACAAAUUCUUUAGUGCCUCAAAGUUCUGGGGGAUCUAAGCCGACAGUAAAAGGUAAAAUUUAUAAAAAAUGUGAGUUAGCUCAGGAAUUAUAUCAUAAGCAUCGCAUGCCCAUGGAACAAAUACCUAAAUGGGUGUGUAUAGCUCAACAUGAAUCGUCUUACAAUACUGCCGCUGUAGGUCGUCUUAAUACGGAUGGCUCGGCUGAUCACGGUCUCUUCCAAAUAAGUGAUUUAUAUUGGUGCACUCAUGAUCAAUAUGGAGGUAAAGCUUGUAAUAUACCCUGUGACAAACUGUUGGACUCAGAUAUAACUGACGAUGUUAGAUGUAUUAAAAUUAUACAUGAGGAGCAUACAAGAAUCUCUGGGGAUGGUUUUAAUGCCUGGACUGUAUACAAACCUCAUUGUCAUAAUAUAGCUAUAAGUCACGUUAAGGAAUGUUUUACCGAAAAGGAACUAAAUAGUGUACAGACAUCAGUGACCACAAAUGCCUUAAUUCCUCAACCUUCGUUUGUCUCAAAACCAGCACCAAAAGGUAAAAUUUAUAAGAAAUGUGAGUUAGCUCAGGAAUUAUAUCACAAGCAUCGUAUGCCCAUGGAACAAAUACCCAAAUGGGUGUGUAUAGCUCAACAUGAAUCGUCUUACAAUACUGCUGCAGUUGGUCGUCUAAAUACGGAUGGUUCAGCUGAUCAUGGUCUCUUCCAAAUAAGUGAUCUUUAUUGGUGCACACACGAUCAGUACGGUGGUAAAGCUUGCAAUAUACCUUGUGAUAAACUUCUAGAUUCCGACAUCACUGAUGACGUUCGCUGCAUUAAAAUUAUACAUGAGGAGCAUACUAGGAUCUCUGGGGACGGUUUCAAUGCUUGGACAGUAUACAAGCCACAUUGUCGUAAUAUCGCUAUAAGUCAUGUGAAGGAAUGUUUUACAGACAAAGAACUAAAUAGUGUACAGACAUCAGUGACCACAAAUGCCUUAAUUCCUCAAACUUCAUUUGACUCAAAACCAGCUCCAAAAGGUAAAAUUUAUAAAAAAUGUGAGCUAGCUCAGGAAUUGUAUCACAAACAUCGCAUGCCCAUGGAACAAAUACCCAAAUGGGUGUGUAUAGCCCAACAUGAGUCCUCAUAUAAUACAGCUGCUGUUGGUCGUCUUAAUACUGAUGGCUCGGCAGAUCAUGGUCUCUUCCAAAUAAGUGAUCUUUAUUGGUGCACUCACGAUCAGUACGGAGGUAAAGCUUGUAAUAUACCCUGCGAUAAACUUCUCGACUCUGACAUAACUGAUGAUGUUCGCUGCAUUAAAAUUAUACAUGAGGAACAUACAAGAAUCUCAGGGGAUGGUUUCAAUGCUUGGACAGUAUACAAGCCACAUUGUCGUAAUAUCGCUAUAAGUCAUGUGAAGGAAUGUUUUACCGAAAAAGAACUAAAUAGUGUUCAGACUUCAGUGACCACAAAUGCCUUAAUUCCUCAAACUUCAUUUGGCUCAAAACCAGCUCCAAAGGGUAAAAUUUAUAAAAAAUGUGAGCUAGCUCAGGAAUUAUAUCAUAAGCAUCGUAUGCCCAUGGAACAAAUACCCAAAUGGGUGUGUAUAGCUCAACAUGAAUCGUCUUACAAUACUGCUGCAGUUGGUCGUCUUAAUACCGAUGGUUCGGCAGAUCAUGGUCUCUUUCAAAUAAGUGAUCUAUAUUGGUGCACUCACGAUCAGUACGGCGGUAAAGCUUGUAAUAUACCUUGCGAUAAACUUCUGGACUCUGACAUAACUGAUGAUGUACGCUGCAUUAAAAUUAUACAUGAGGAACAUACAAGAAUCUCAGGGGAUGGCUUUAAUGCUUGGACAGUAUACAAACCACAUUGUCGUAACACGGGUAUGAGUCACAUCAAAGAUUGUUUUACCGAAAAAGAACUCAAAGAAGCCAAUAUACCUAGUACCAGCUCCAUAGAUACCCCAUACACACAGACAACAAAGAACGUGGGAAAAGGUAAAAUUUAUAAGAAAUGUGAAUUAGCCCAGGAACUUUUAAGUAAACAUAAAAUGCCCAUGGAACAAAUACCCACUUGGGUGUGUAUAGCUCAACAUGAGUCUUCUUUUAAUACGGCUGCUGUUGGUCGCCUUAAUGCAGAUGGCUCCCUGGAUCAUGGUCUCUUUCAAAUUAGCGAUCUUUAUUGGUGUUCGCAUGAUCAAUAUGGCGGUAAAGCGUGUAAUAUACCUUGUGAAAAACUAUUAGAUUCGGAUAUAAAAGAUGAUGUUAAAUGUAUAAAAAUUAUACAUGAGGAACACACCCGAAUCUCAGGAGAUGGUUUUAAUGCGUGGACAGUUUAUAAACCGCAUUGUCGCAAUCGUAAAAUGGAAGAGAUUCGUUCAUGUUUUACACCCAAUCAAAUAGAAGAAUUUGACAAGAAGACAACAUUUGCUAAUAAACCCAAUAAAAUUCAGUCAUCAGCGGCAGCAACAUCUUAUAGCCAUAAUCCAUUUUUGAGUGGAGCUUUUAAAACACAACCAGUUCAAACUACACGAAAACCGGCAAUCAACCAAAAUUCCAAAUUCUCUACUAAUAAUAAGCCAAACUAUGCUAAUAAUCCAUUUUUACAAAACAUUAAAGUAUCCAGCGGAAGUGAGGUACACAAAGCAGUAGUAGCUUCUAGUUUCACUAACCAGCAGUUGGAGGUAACAGCAAAACCGAAUUAUAAGGACAAUCCUUUCCUCAACGGAGCCUUUAGUAGCUCUAACAGCAAUAAUUUUAUAACGAAACCUGUUGAAUUAAUAAAUGAAUUGGAUUCUUUCAAAACUAAUCCAUUCCUUAGCGGCAGUCUUAUAUUGUCUACCACAGUUAAACCUACACAGUCCUCUGUGCAGAAUAAUCCAUUUUUGCAAACAACACCGUCUUACAAACCUGAGAUUACCAAAAACUAUUUAAAUAGCAAUGACUUUAGAACUACCACCACUGUUAAGCCCAAAACUACAGCUGCAAAACCCUCUACCACAACCAUGAAACCGACCACAUCAUGGAAUAGCUACAGUACCAUAAAAACUACUACUAAAAAACCUGCAACAACAACUACUAGAAAGGCUACAACUACUAACAAACCAACAACUUCAUGGAAUAGUUAUAGCACUACAAAACCCAGUACAACAACUACACGUAAAACUAUAACUCAAAAAGCCACUGCCCCAAGAACUACAACUACUAAGAAGACAGCAAUUAUCACUACCACUAGAAGAACGACGACCACAACAACUGCUAAAAAGCCUACCACUACAUCAUGGACUACAAAAUCACCUAAAACUGCAACUACUUGGAGUUGGCAAAAUCAGAAAUCUACCUCAAAAGUACCGAAAAUUUCAACAACCUGGAAUUGGCAGAAUCAAAAGUAUAUAAGCUCCACCACUGCUAAACCAGCUAGAACUAUCACCACUUGGAGCUGGCAAAAUCAAAAAUAUACCCAUAAUAAUACAUUAAGUCAAGCUACUACAAAUUUGAACAUAGUUAAAGAGCAAACUACCCGAACUACAACUAUUAAACCCGAGAGAACCACUUGGAAUUGGAGAAAUGAACAAAAAUCCACAACCUUAAAACCCAAAACAACCACAGAAAACUGGAGAAAAUGGGACAAAACUACAAAUAAGAGUACCACCAAAAAACCUUUUGCCACUGCCACAACCACAAGAAAAACUACAACGAAAGUCACUACAACAAAUCCAACCACCUUCAGAACUACAAAAACUACCACUACAAAACCAACCACAGCCAAAACCACAAAACGUUUAGAAAACUUCAAAAUUACAACUACAAAGCCACAAGUAACAAGUCCUAACUACACUACUAAUAACCUCAAAACCACAACUCUUAGACCUCGAUCCACCACACUACAAAAAACUUCUUUAACCACCACAACAACAACUACACGAAAACCUUUAAUAACAAAAUCUCAAAAUAAUGUCGAUUACAACAAGUUCAAAAAUGAUCCAUUCAGUCAUCCAUUCUUUGCUAAAGUUAAUGAACAAUUUAAACAACUACAAGGCAACAUAACAACUACAAAACGUCCUACAUUUGCAGCUACAAAACUGCAAAAUUUUUCGCAAUCCUCACUCUAUCAGGACUUUAAAAAUAAUACUUUAAAUAAAACUAAAACUAUUGUAGCUUAUAAUUUUGAAGGGUCCAAAUUGACCACAACCACAAAACGACCCAGAUUCUAAGCUACAUAUUAUAUGAUUUACUUAUUGUGAUUUUGUUUGUUAAAAUUGUUUUCUUUGUUAUAAAAUUGUUGUUGAAUUUACUUGUUUUUGUAAUUUUGUUUUCUAAAAUUUUAUUUUUUUGGUUUAUGAAAAGUACUGCCAUUAAGUAUGUGAUUAAUUCUAAUUUUCUAGUUAUUAAGUUUAGUUUUCUUUAGCCUAGACAAAUUUAUAAGCCGAUAUUAAUAGAAAAUAAAUUAACUAUUUAAUU